This is a messenger RNA of Aspergillus puulaauensis, 1389 nucleotides long. Its product is annotated as cytochrome P450. Lineage: Eukaryota; Fungi; Ascomycota; Eurotiomycetes; Eurotiales; Aspergillaceae. Bases 1 to 1389 code for a protein of 462 amino acids. The transcript has 2 exons. Gene Ontology annotation, molecular function: oxidoreductase activity, acting on paired donors, with incorporation or reduction of molecular oxygen; iron ion binding; heme binding. The record is from RefSeq and is a predicted model, not a curated record.
AUGGGGUCCCAAACUGCCAUCGUCCUGAGCUCUCCAUACAUGAUAAAGCAGCUCAUUGACAAACAGUCGGCCGUGUACAGCAACCGCCCCAAGUCAUACAUUGCAGACAAUCUGGUCUUCCACAACGACCAUCUCAUGUUCCUGAAUCCAGACACGAGAUGGCGACGGGGACGGCGGCUUUACCAUAAAUUCUUCAACGAAACGCUCUGCGAAAACAGCCAUCACCACCUUCAAAACGCCGAGGCGACACAGCUCCUCAAGGAUAUCUGCCAAACGCCAGACAAUUUCAUGAACCAUAUCAAACGGUUCACAAACAGCAUCAUAAUGAGCCUGGUCACCGGUAUCCGAACACCAACCCCGUCGGCAACUCAUAUGAAAAGCCUUUAUGCCGUGCUGGACGGUAUCUCUGAGAUAUUUGAAAUGGGAGCAACCCCGCCAGUCGACAUAUUCCCUUUUCUGAAUUUGAUCCCUGAGAAAUUCUUCAAUAACUGGAAAUCUCGCUCUGCUGCCCUUGCUCAGACUAUGGACUCUGUAUACGGCCCUCUGGUUGACCGAGUCCUAUCACGCCGGGAGAAAUCCGGGUCACUGAACAAGGAAAGCUACCUGGAUAUGAUUUUCGACCAGCAGGAUACGCUGCAGCUGACCCGGCAUGAAAUCGAUCUUAUGCUGGGUAAUCUGCUAGAAGGCGGGUCUGACACGACGGCUAUAACGACAAUUGCAUUUAUCCAGGCCAUGGCUCUGUAUCCGGAGGUGCAGAAGGAGGCACAGGCAGCUAUUGACUCAGUUAUUGGCGACGACAGAACACCGACAUGGGAGGACUUUUCAAGCCUUCCUUUCGUUGUCAUGGUCGUCAAAGAGACAAUGCGCUGGCGGCCUGUGAUGCCAACCGCCUUUCCACACGCAACAAGCAAAGAGAGCACCAUCGACGGAAUGACCGUCCCCGCCGGCUCAACCGUUAUCAUGAACGUCUGGAACCUGCACAACGACAGCACCUACCACGACAACCCGGCCCAUUUCAACCCGCAUCGAUACAAAGAUCGCACAGAGCUAGCUGCAGUGUAUGCAUCCUCCCCGGACUACCAAAACCGCGACCACUACGGCUACGGCUCUGGGCGUCGUGUCUGUCCUGGUAUCCAUUUAGCGGAACGUGGUCUUUUCGUCGCAUUUGCGAAGCUGAUGUGGGCGUUUGAUAUUACGCUCAAGGUGGACGGCGUGGGAAGCACAGUCCCCAUUAAUUGUGAUCCUGUCACUGGAUAUACCGAUGGGUUUUUAAGGUGUGCUAGACCUUUUGGGGUUGAUAUUAAGCCGCGCUCGGAGGAGAGACAGAGGACUAUCCUGGCUGAGUUUGAACGUGCGGAGCGAGAGGUGUUUAGCAAGUAUGAUAUUUAA